Clarias gariepinus (North African catfish) is the source of this 1148-nucleotide messenger RNA. It is a transcript of the gene foxl2a, whose product is annotated as forkhead box L2a. Gene Ontology annotation, molecular function: DNA-binding transcription factor activity, RNA polymerase II-specific; RNA polymerase II cis-regulatory region sequence-specific DNA binding. The coding region runs from base 152 to 1057 and encodes 301 amino acids. Gene Ontology annotation, biological process: regulation of transcription by RNA polymerase II; cell differentiation; anatomical structure morphogenesis. Lineage: Eukaryota; Metazoa; Chordata; Actinopteri; Siluriformes; Clariidae. The transcript has a single exon. The record is from RefSeq and is a predicted model, not a curated record.
CUGGAAAACAUUUUAACUCGGACACAAGGACGCAGAGACGGAGACUGUGAUUUCCGGUCACCUCGGAGGGCACUGGAGUGUGUGUAUUCAUUUAUAAUUGCUCACAGGAUACAUUCCAAACAUUUGCUGGAUUAAUUUUGGGUUGUGUGAGAUGAUGGCCGCCUACCUAGGCCUGGAGGAGAGCACCGGGGGCCUGAUGGACACAGCCAGCAGCGCAGAAAAAGAGCAAACCAAGAGCGACAGUACGGCGGUGAAAAGUGCAGAGAAAGCAGACGCGGCUCAGAAGCCGCCGUACUCUUAUGUGGCGCUGAUCGCCAUGGCUAUACGCGACAGCUCAGAGAAGCGACUGACACUUUCAGGUAUUUACCAGUACAUCAUCGGUAAAUUUCCUUUCUACGAGAAGAAUAAGAAAGGCUGGCAAAACAGCAUCCGACACAACCUGUCACUAAACGAGUGCUUCAUCAAGGUUCCCCGGGAAGGCGGUGGCGAGAGGAAGGGGAACUACUGGACCCUGGACCCUGCCUGUGAGGACAUGUUCGAGAAGGGAAACUAUCGACGACGGCGACGCAUGAAGAGGCCGUUCAGACCUGCACCGGCACACUUCCAACCCGGGAAAUCUCUCUUCGGUGGUGACAGUUACGGUUACCUCUCCCCGCCUAAAUAUCUACAGCCUGGGUUCAUGAACAACUCGUGGCCCCUGGCGCAGCCUCCCGCGCCCAUGCCGUACACGUCGUGCCAAAUGACGACCGGGAGCGUGAGUCCGGUGAACGUCAAAGGCUUGUCCGCGCACUCCUCGUACAACCCUUACUCUCGCAUGCAGACAAUGACACUGCCUGCCAUAGUCAAUUCAUACAACGGCGUGAGUCACCACCACCACCACACACAUCAGCACCAUCAGCAGCUCAGUCCGGCCGCGUCUCCCCCGGUUUCGACUGGAAACGGCACCGGGCUUCAGUUCGCGUGUUCGCGGCAGCCUACAGAGCUACCUAUGAUGCACUGCCCUUAUUGGGAACACGAGGGAAAACACUCCGCUCUACACACCCGGAUCGAUAUAUAGCUCUUAUCCAAGACUUAAUAUGCUUUUUUAAAUAUAUUUCUGUCAAGGGCUAAAGAUGUGGACACAAGUGCAAAUAAAACUGAAGUGGAAC